AUGGGAAUUCUAUGCAAGGUGGUUGACACGGUGCUGUUGGUGGUGUUCGUGGUGAUGUUGUUAGCGGGACCUUUAAUUGAUGCGCAGUUGGUUUUGCCAGUGACCACCUUCCCUGACGUGCUCAUCCGUCUGAAGCAAAGCUACGCCGAAGAGUACCAAGAUUAUUUGAGGCUGGAGAAGCCUCAUUUCUUCGUUGCACUGGUCUGGCUGGAGCUUGUUUUCCAAUGGCCUCUCGUUUUACUUAACAUUUAUGGAAUUUUGGCAUCCAAGCCAUGGCUCAACACCACUUGCCUCAUCUACGGGGCCUCUGUUAUAACCGCCAUGGCUGCUUUAUUAGGGGAGCUGCUGGGAUCUCCGAAGGCAACGGAUAAACUGUUGAAGGUGUACUGUCCUUUCAUGGGGGUUGGUGUUUUAGCAUUGCUGCGAGGGCUGGUUCCACAAUCUGUCCAGGAUCCAACCAUUGGCAAAAGAACUGCACUGGCUAGGAAAAAGUGGGAUUGAGUUGAACAUACAAAAUCAUCUUCUCGAAUUUUUGUAAUCCUUUCUCAUCAUAUUUAGAAUGCUUUUGUUUCACUUUUAUAUGAUUAUUUCCUGAUUAUGAGUU
Molecule: messenger RNA, 604 nt
Organism: Durio zibethinus
Lineage: Eukaryota; Viridiplantae; Streptophyta; Magnoliopsida; Malvales; Malvaceae
Cellular component (GO): endoplasmic reticulum
Source: RefSeq, a predicted model, not a curated record